AUGAGUACUUCAUCUACUUCAACCGUAAGCAAUAUUAUAAAAAGACAUAGAAUGAAACGGCGAAUCGAAAUGAACAUUUUUAAUAGAAGGACAUACAGUAAGAAGGGUAGUCCUAUCGACGCUCCAAUACCGUCUAUUUCUGCUACUGCCAUACAACCACAAUCUACCACUACCGAGACGCUAUUUUCGAAAGAUAAUCCAAAUCAUAAACCAUUCAUGGCUGGUAUGAUAAUAGCAAUAAUCAUUGCCGUAAUAUUUAUUGGUUAUAUUAUAAAGAAAAUCUUUUCUUACAACACUCGUAAAUGUCCAAGUCCGUUAUUAGAUGCUACAAGUUCGAUGGCGAGUAAUAGUAAUAUCAGUCAUGAAAGUAGCAAUCAUCAUAAUAUUUGUGAUACAUUGUCUUCUAACCCGAUAGAACUCAACACUAACGAUAAUACUGAAAAUUCGGCUAGUGAAGGGAUGUACUAUAAUACCCUAGAAACCUUAGACCAUAUUCCAAAUCCUUGUGCCACGGUAUAUUCAUAUGAGACUUCUAGCUUUGGUGAUGUGGAUGUAGAAUUACCUUCGUCCAAAGUUAAUGUUAAUUGGGAAGAUUGUAUGAAAUAG
Molecule: messenger RNA, 606 nt
Organism: Funneliformis mosseae
Lineage: Eukaryota; Fungi; Glomeromycota; Glomeromycetes; Glomerales; Glomeraceae
Source: the annotation of a GenBank genome assembly